This is a messenger RNA of Aureobasidium pullulans EXF-150, 1707 nucleotides long. Its product is annotated as putative amino acid permease. The coding region runs from base 1 to 1707 and encodes 568 amino acids. The transcript has 5 exons. Gene Ontology annotation, cellular component: membrane. NCBI's taxonomy places the organism in Eukaryota, Fungi, Ascomycota, Dothideomycetes, Dothideales, Saccotheciaceae. Gene Ontology annotation, molecular function: amino acid transmembrane transporter activity. The record is from RefSeq and is a predicted model, not a curated record. Gene Ontology annotation, biological process: amino acid transmembrane transport.
AUGCCGUUCUGGGACAAGAACGAAAAAGUCGGCGACUCUGUCUCGCAGUCGCCAUCAGACCCUUUCCACCGAGACUCAACUGAGCAUGGAGAAGUUCACUCGCAAUCAGACCAUCUCCAACGCCGUCUAGGCAACAGACAGAUUCAAUUGAUCGCAAUUGGUGGUUCAAUCGGAACAGCGCUGUUCGUGUCCAUUGGUGGUGGUCUCGCCCGCGGUGGACCUGGCAGUCUGUUCGUCGCCUACUUCAUCUACUCUUGUUUUCUCGGCCUGGUCAACAACUGUAUCGCGGAAAUGACGGUUCUUUACCCAGUCGAAGGUGGCUUCAUUCGCCUCGCCGGCCACUUGGUCGACGAAGCGUUUGGCUUCAUGGCUGGGUGGAACUUCUUCCUCUAUGAAGCGUUAUUGAUUCCUUUCGAAAUUACCGCUCUCACUACUGUCCUUGGAUAUUGGAGUGACAACAUCCCGCCAUGGAGCAUCCCAAUUGCUUGCAUUGUCCUCUACGGUCUUCUCAAUGUCCUCGCUGUCAAGGCUUAUGGCGAAGCUGAAUUCUGGCUCUCCGGCGGAAAGGUCAUUCUGAUUUUCUUGCUGUUCGCCUUUACCUUUGUUACUAUGGUUGGUGGAAACCCUCAACACGACGCCUAUGGAUUCCGUAACUGGAACGAUGGAGCAUUUGCAAUGUACAGAACCAUGGGUACACUCGGUCGCUUCGAAGGUUUCUGCGCCGCCCUCUGGUCAGCCUCUUUCUGUGUCGUCGGCCCAGAGUAUAUCUCCAUGGUGUCUGCUGAGGCCAAGCGUCCCCGUACCUACAUCAAGACUGCGUUCAAGACUGUUUACUGGCGUUUCGGAAUUUUCUUCAUCGCUGGUGCUCUUUUCGCUGGUAUCGUCGUUUCUCACACCGACCCUGAGCUCGUCGCUAUUGUUUCUGGUACUGGAGAGGGUGGCGGUACCGCUGCCGCUUCGCCCUAUGUCAUUGCCAUGAAGAACAUGGGAAUUGUCGGUCUUCCUCACUUCGUUAACGCCCUGCUGGUCACCUCAAUUUUCAGUGCUGGUAACACUUACACCUACUGCGCUACCCGCAGUCUUCACGGUAUGGCUGUCGAGGGCCGCGCUCCUGCUAUUUUCCGCAAGUGCACGAAGGGCGGUGUCCCGAUCUUCUGUUUCAUCUUCGUCAUGUGUUUCCCAUGCUUGGCAUUCCUCCAAGUCAGCAGCGGUUCCAACAAAGUUCUCACCUGGUUGGUCAACUUGAUUACCGCUGGUGGUAUUAUCAAUUACAUCGUCAUGACCACUACCUACAUCUUCUUCUGGCGUGCUCUCAAGGCUCAGGGCGUCGACAGAAAGCUCUUGCCUUACUGUGGUUGGUUCCAACCUUGGUCCGCAUACAUUGGACUUGCCUGGAUGAUUAUGAUUGUCACCUGCUACGGCUAUACCAGCUUCGCACCGUGGUCGGUCCAAAACUUCUUUAUCUAUUACACCAUGAUUCUGUUAGCGAUUGUCACAUUUACCUUCUGGAAGGUCUUUAAGAAGACCACCCUCAGGCGUCCUCACACCACCGAUCUCGUCUGGGAGCGUCCCGCCAUCGAUGCCUACGAGGCCUCCUUCCUCGACCCUCCCAACAGCUUCUGGAACGAAAUGCUGGGUCCCCUCAGAAAGAACAAGGGCAGCGAUCGUCAAGGCAGCGAUUCUGGCAACUACUCCGGUAUGGAGUAG